AUGUCCUUUCUCAGGAGGGCAUCUCUCGCCCGCAAAAAACAGGACGACGAAGCCUCCCCCAGCCCCCAACGAGCACCCAGCAUCUCGGGCGACAGCUCUCCCCAAGCUCACAACAGCAGCGAGGCAAGCAGCAUCCCGGAUGACUCGUCUAUAACUCCCAGCAAGAACAACCAUGGCAGCAAGCGCAAAUCCAUGUUUGGAGGCAAAGGCCGAAAGAGGCUCUCUUCUUUGUUCGCAUCAUCAUCGACUUUGUCGUCUUACGCGAACGAUCGCGAAGGAACCUCCUCUCCUCAGCCUAAAUCCAGACUCAACAAUUCGACCACUUCCUCCUCCUCGACUUCUGUCCGCUCGAAUGUUACCGGAUCUGUCCGUUCGACAACAGCCGGCGCCCCCGCUGAAGGUGGGAUUGAAUUUCCCCAAAGGGGCUUGAGCAACUUGAGGAUCGGGACAGUCACUGGCGAAGUGACCGAGUCGCCUGAAGCCUCGCCGACAGUCGAGUCGGGUUCCGCGAUCGGUGCCCGAGACGCGGCUACAAAGCGUACGAGGCGAGAUAGCAUGUGGUCGCAAUGGGAACUUGAAGGCGUAGGCGAGGAUGGUUCGUCUAGCGACGAGGAUGACGGAUUCCUCACUCCUUCAGAGGGCCUGAGCGAAGUUGAAGAGGAGGACGAGGACGAAGUGGAACCAGACGCCUUGAUCCAAUCUGCCCACCCCGCUGCUAUCGCGGCGGCAACGACUAUCGUCCCAACAGCGCCUCCCUCCGACUUUAAGGUUGAACCUACUAAUGUCGAUAAGGGCGCUGUGGUGACCGACACCAAAGACGUUAGCGGUACAGGCGCGUCUACCAUUCACAGGAGUCUCCCUACUAUGACAGAGACCCGGGUCAGACGACAUGUGUCUCACAGACCUGAUGCCUCCACGGUGGACCAAUCGGCCGUGCUAGCAGAGGACAUUGAGACUUGUAGGGGAGCUAUAAAGCUGUUCUUGACUAGUCAUAUGAAGGAAGCAGAAGACUUUUGUCAGGAGAAAGCGGGAGAAGGUCAUCAUUUGUACCUUCAGAGUGCCAUGGGGAUCAUUGAAGCGUUAAAGGGGAUGAUGACUUUUGACUCUGUCGACCUCCACAACGCUCUCGACAUUUGCAAAUCCACAUCCAUCACCGCUUCUACCCUUCGUCGUGCCAACGACAGCGUGAUGCACCGUCUGGGCGGUCUCGUGAAAUCUGGCGGAGGUCUUGCUCGUAUCAAAGCCAUGACUCCAUUGGAAAGACAUGCUGAGCUUGUAUAUGCUGAGCAAUCAUUGUUGAAGGCCAUGUUGGCUAUCGUGGCCGGAGGUGAUUGGAUCGGUCUAGUGCGAGAAGCUUUGAACAUGCGUACAGCGCAUGGAAUCUAUAGGAGUCUUCAGCAGUACUUGGAAGAUGCAGACAAGCAUGGAUAUGACGACGAUAUUGAUAUGGACUUCCGCUCGGGUGUCCUCCUCGGUACCGGUACCUCGUCGCUCAUGCUUUCACUUCUCCCCGGCAAAGUCCUCAAAAUUGCGGAAGUCUUUGGUUACGCCGGUGACCGUACCGUCGCCCUCAAUACAUUGAUGGCUGUCGGCGGGUGGACUUCUGGCGUCGCCGAGCCGAGUCUUGAUGAGACGAAUGAGGGAUUGAGGCGACCUAUUUGUGAUAUGAUUCUCCUCGCCUAUCAUCUCGUCAUCUCUGUGUUGAUACCCAUUUCGGGGAUCGAUGUGCCAUUGGCAAGGAAUGUGCUGGCUUACAACAUGAAGCGAUACCCUGACGGUGUAUUCUUCCUCUAUUUCCAAGCUCGAUUACACACCACGCAAUGCCAGCCUGCCGAGGCCAACCAGUCUUUGCAGAAAGCUUUGGAUCUUCAGCUGGAGUAUGUUCAGCUGCAACAUAUGUGUCUGUGGGAUUACGCUUGUAACCACAUGAUGAUGGGCAACUUUAAGGGCGCUCUUGAUUGUUUCUCCAUCUUGAAGGACGAGUCGAAUUGGAGUCGGGCGGUCUACACCUACGCUGCUGCGGCCUGUAUCGUCGAGAUGAUCGAGGACGGCCACAAGGAGGCUAGUCUUGAGGAGGCCGACAAGUUGAUGAGGCAAAUUUCCAAGUUGACAAAGAAGAUUGCCGGAAAGUCUUUACCCAUCGAGAAAUUCAGUUCACGUAAAGCCCGCAAAUUCGAGUCCCAAGGCGGCCGCCUCUUCCUCCCCGCUCUCGAACUCGCCUACGUCUUUGGCUCUCUCGGCAACACCCCCCGCCGCAGCCAUCUCGAUGUGCACAUUCCUCGUCUCAACGCCAUGCUCAGCAAGCUCGAAGUCGGCGAGGACGAGUACGGGAGCAAGAACGGGAAAGAAUACUGGGACGAUUAUGUCCUGGGCCAUUUCCUGCGUGGAAUGUGCCAUUUCAUCGCUAGAUGGCAACCGAAAGAUGCGGUGAUCCCAGAGAAGAAUGUGAGACCUGAAGACCCCUCGGACGAGGAGCUUGACCAGGCGGCCGAGAAGGACUUUAAGGCGGUCAUCAGGCAUGGACCAGACGUACAGCUUGAUCACUGGAUCUUGUUCCAUUGUUACUACGAGCUCGGUCGACUUUAUGCUCAGAGAGGGAAUGAUGAAUUGGCCAAGCAUCAAUUCGAAAUUGUCAUGUCUGGUAAAAUCCCUGACCACAAUCCAUACAUGGCGAAGGCCGCGGGUAAAUACUCGCUUGAGGGCGCCUUGUUGCUCAAGACCCAUGCUGCUCUUUCUGCUGUGAAGGAGCGUGAGAAGGAAAGGAGCGGAAAGUAG
This is a messenger RNA of Cryptococcus wingfieldii CBS 7118, 2775 nucleotides long. RefSeq lists its product as hypothetical. The transcript is spliced from 10 exons. The record is from RefSeq and is a predicted model, not a curated record. NCBI's taxonomy places the organism in Eukaryota, Fungi, Basidiomycota, Tremellomycetes, Tremellales, Cryptococcaceae. Bases 1 to 2775 code for a protein of 924 amino acids. Gene Ontology annotation, cellular component: mitochondrial outer membrane; nucleus; cytosol. Gene Ontology annotation, molecular function: protein binding.